CAAACAUCGAAAUACAUAGAUCGCAACAAAAACAAACAACAAUGCCAGACGACGACACCUCAACCAAGGGAGACUUAUCCCAAAAAGCCAACGAGCGACUCACCAAACUCUCCUCGCACAUAAAACCAAAACCCAACCAAAAGUCCAAAUCUAAAAACACCCCAAACCUCCCAGCAGACUACUCAGACAUCCUCUCCCAAAUCAACAUUCUCCGCGAAAUAGCCUCGACCCCAAACACAAACAACAGAGGCUACAUCCGCCAAAAACAAGCCGGCAAACUCUGGGUCCGCGAACGCAUCAACCAACUCCUAGACACCGACACCUUCGAAGAAAUCGGGUCUAUAUCAGGAACAGUAAAAUGGCGCAAAACCGGCCCCAUGCGCGAAACGCCAGAGUCUUUCGUCCCUAGUAAUAACGUCCAAGGGACGGGCAAGCUCCGGGGGCGCAAGGUAUUACUUACAGUGGACGAUUUUAGUAUCCGCGGUGGACACGCGGAUGGGUCGACGGCGGAGAAGACGAUUUAUUUGGAGAAGUUGGCUGUUGCGUUGAAGCUGCCUGUUGUUAAGUUGGUGGAUGGGAGUUCGGGGGGUGGGAGUGUGACGACUAUUAGGAAGGAGGGGUGGAGUUAUUUGCCGCAUUUGCCUAUGUAUCAGCAUGUUGUGAGGCAGUUGAAUAUGGGGAUUCCGAAUUUGGGGGCUGUUGUUGGGCCUGCUAUUGGUUUGGGAGCAGCUCGCGUUGUGUCCUGUCACUUCUCGGUUAUGGCAGCGGAUAUCGGAGCAUUGUUCAAUGCAGGACCCAAGGUGGUCGAAGGAGCGACCUUUGAAGAAGGACUUGAUUUCCAGGAUCUGGGAGGACCAAUGGUUCACUGCACGAACGGGACCAUCGACAACCUAGCCGCCAACGAGGCUGAAUGCUACGAGCAGCUACGUACGGUACUGAGCUAUCUACCUAAUACCGGCACUGACGCACCUCCUGUAAUUGCAUGCGAAGACUCGGAAGAUCGCGAGGACCUAGAAUUGCGCCAGAUUAUCCCCCGUCGGGCCGCUCGCAUGUAUAAUCCACGCACAAUCAUCAUGAGCGUGGUGGAUCGCGGCUCGUGGUUCGAGAUCGGACCUCUCUGGGGUAGAACGGCGAUCGGAGGACUCGCGCGACUAGGUGGUCGACCGGUAGGUGUGGUUUCAUUGAACUGCGAAGUAAAUGGUGGUGCAUUGGACGCAGCUGGGAGUCAGAAAUUGACCCGAUUGCUGAAACUGUGCGACGUGAUGAAUUUGCCCAUUUUGCAAUUCAUCGACGUUCCCGGCUACGCCAUCGGCACCAUCGCCGAACGAAGCGCCACAAUGCGCUGGGGCGUCGAACUCGCCAAAACUUACUACACAACCACAACCCCCAUCUUCAACGUGAUCACCCGACGCGUCUUUGGCGUCGCAGGCGGGGUCAUGAUCGGUUCCCGCGACCCAGUAAUGCAAGUUGCCUGGCCGUCCGGGCAAUGGGGAUCACUCCCCUUGGACGGGGGUAUUGAAGUUGGACACCGGCAUGAGUUGCGCGAGGCGGAGAAGGUGGGUAAGAAGGAGGAGAGAUAUCGGGAGCUGGAAGAGGAGUAUUUACGGUUGAUGAAUCCGGUACGGACGGCGAAUGCGUUUGGGGUGGAGGAGAUGAUUGAUCCGAAGGAUACGAGAGGGGUUUGUUGUCGGUGGGCGGGGGAUAUGUAUGGGGGGUUGAUGAGGGAGAGGUUGGGGGAUAGGGCGAUUGGGAAGAUUCGGCCUGUUUUUGCUUGAUAUAUUUAUGUCGUGCCCAUGUCGCAUUCGCAUCCUGGUGUAGAUAUAUUUCCGUACAACACGGAGCGCAUGGAUUUUUCAAAUGGGAGUCUCAAUUGUGAAACAUAAACCAUAGUAAAGGC
Aspergillus glaucus CBS 516.65 is the source of this 1897-nucleotide messenger RNA. Its product is annotated as acyl-CoA carboxylase subunit beta. Gene Ontology annotation, molecular function: propionyl-CoA carboxylase activity. The transcript has 3 exons. Bases 42 to 1775 code for a protein of 577 amino acids. The record is from RefSeq and is a predicted model, not a curated record. Lineage: Eukaryota; Fungi; Ascomycota; Eurotiomycetes; Eurotiales; Aspergillaceae.